AUGCCCCGAUCCGUCAUGCCCUCUAGCAACUUGCUCCUUUUCACAGAUCAAUCGCAGGAGCCGGCGAACUUUCUGAAAUCUCUUCUCCAGGAUCCUAAUCAUGCCCGCUCGCUAUAUCCGUUUAUUCAAGCCAGCAUUUCAGCCCUUAAGCACGAAGUGAGACUUUUGCGGCCGACGGAGCAAAAACUAUUUGUUUCUAUGGAUUCCAUUGCGGGACUCAUCGCCCAGGCACAAGCAGCGGAAAAGAAUUUAAUUACAUCUACUGUUCUGCUUUGUAUAGCACAAUUGUGUUCCUUGCAAAUAUGUUUGAAGCAAAACCCUAAUCUGUUAGUGGAUGACAAGAACCGAACCUAUCUUUUGGGCCUUUGUACUGGUUUCUUGCCAGCUGUUGUUGCAGCCACCUGCAAAAACCGGGAGGAAUUGGUCGAUUUUGGAAGCAAAAUUGUUUGCGUGGCUUUGCGCCUAGCCGUGGAGGUCCAUCAUCGGUCACAGGUUAUCGAGAACACUUCUGGCAGUUGGUCCACAGUGAUACGUGGUGUCUCGCAAACGGAAUUGAAAGAUAUCCUGGAUGAAUUUCACAUCACACAGAAUGUCCCCCCGCCUCGAUACACGUAUAUCAGCGCCAGUUCAGCCAUCAGCUCCACCAUUAGCGGUCCCCCUUCCACAGUAAAACAACUUUUUGCUCAGUCGCAGACACUCGCAGAGGCCCAGAAAGCUGCUUUACCUAUCUAUGGUGCCUUCCAUGCGAGGCACUUAAACCUCCCCGAUAUCGAACAUAUCGUUGCACCUGCCAUAGACGGUAACCGCGAAAUACGGCGGAGGGUGUUUAUUCUCUCACCAUCGAUGGAAGGGGAGAUUAUACAGGUGCCGAUCUCGCACCAAAGCAUCAUCGAACAAACAGCAACGCAUUUGAAGAGUUCUCCAACUGAUUUGUUAGUUGUGGGGCCACAAUGGGGAACGAGUAGUAUCUGCUCAGGACUGAGAGCCCAAGGAGUCAAUCUCGUUGAAGAUCAGUUUUCUGCCCAAUCACACGCGGCCCAUGAGAUAAAUGACAAUGAUGGCAUCGCUAUCAUUGGUAUGUCCGGCCGGUUCCCAGGUGGAAGCAGUCUGGAAGAAUUUUGGAAGACCCUCGAGGAGGGAAGAGAGCUGCACGCCCAGAUUCCCCGUUCACGGUUUAAUGCCUCCAAAUAUUUUGAUUCAUACACCGAUAAAGAGGGCAAUAAUCCUCCUCCUCUCGCCUGCUUCAUUGACGAACUCGGUUUCUUUGAUACCCAUCUCUUCUCUAUGUCUCCCCGCGAGGCAAAGCAAACUGACCCUACACAGAGACUGCUCAUGAUGGCAACCUACGAAGCACUGGAGAUGGCUGGAUAUAGCCGUGAUCUUUACUGCAAGGUUGGAACAUACUUUGGCCAGACUACAGAUGACUGGCGAGAGUCAAAUGCAGGCCAAGAUCCGGAUGUUGACUAUGUACCAGGAAACAUCCGAGCCUUUAGUCCAGGCCGUUUGAAUGACUUCUUCGGAUGGGACGGGCCAUCCUACAGCGUGGAUACUGCUUGCUCCUCUAGUCUAGCAGCAGUUGAACUUGCUUGUAACGCAUUGCGCCUAGGCGAUUGUGACAUGGCGGUUGCGGGAGGGGGCAAUGUCCUGACCGGACCAAUUAUGGUUCGCGGGCUCAGCAGUAGCGGCUUCUUAUCUCCCACUGGUUCUUGCAAGACAUUUGAUGAUGAGGCAGAUGGAUACUACAGAGGGGAAGCUGUUGGAGUCGUUAUUUUGAAGCCGCUGCGCAAAGCGAUUGCUGACAAUGAUAACAUCUACGGCAUUGUUCGAAGUAUCGCUACAAACCACUCCGCCGAGGCGAUAUCCAUCGCACAUGCGCACCAAGACUCACAGGAGCAGCUCUUCUCGACCGUACUUGGCAAGGCUGGGCUACCACCUUCUUCGGUAGACUAUGUGGAAUUGCAUGGAACAGGGUCCCAGGCAGGGGAUUCCAUCGAAGUGGCCUCGGUAGCAAGUGUCUUUGGCAACUCCUUGAAAUUGGACCAGCCGCUUUAUAUCGGCGCUGUGAAAGCCAACAUGGGACACAGCGGAGCUGCUGCUGGAGUUACAUCUUUGAUCAAGGCUUUGAUGAUGUUUCAAAAGAGCCGUAUUCCUCCUCAUGUGGGUAUCAAAGGCCGACUGAAUCACAAGCUCGAUUACAUCGAUGACAGAAAUGUUCGCAUCCCUGGAUCAAACAUACGAUUUGAAUCUCGAUCUGGCCAAGAGCGGCGACGAAUUAUGGUGAACAACUUCAACGCAGCGGGAGGAAAAACGAGCUUGCUAUUGGAGGAAUACCUAAAGGUUUCAAAAGCAAACAAUCAAUCUCGUUCACACUAUCCAGUGGUUGUCUCUGCCAAAUCCUUGAAGGCUUUCGAUGGGAACAAGACGCGGCUGCUUCACUACCUUGAAGAAAAUGGAAAUCACAUUUCCUUGCCUGAUCUCUCAUACACAACAACGUCCCGGCGCUUGCAUCACCCGUUUCGAACGUCCUACUCGGCCACGAGCGUUAGUAAUUUGAUGCAGCAAAUUGCUGUAGACAAAAAACCUAUGAUUCAAGAGAAUCGUGAUACGCCCACGACAGUGUUCAGUUUUGCUGGUCAAAGCACAGAUAAUCGGGGAAUCGCUAAAACACUUUUCUCUUCCUGCGCCGGGUUUCACAAUUCUCUUGUCUCCCAUGAAAAGAUUGUCCUGGGGCUUGGAUUUCCAUCUAUCCUGGAAUACUUGACGGGAGAUGAUGAUGGUAGUCCGUCGUGGCCAAUCGUUGAGCAACUAUCCCUGGUGUCUUUUGAAAUCGCUAUGGCAGAGAUUUGGAAAAGCUGGGGAAUCUCACCGAGUAUGGUGAUUGGCCAUGGUCUGGGCGAAUACUCAGCGCUGUGCGUCGCAGGAGCACUUUCCGUUGCCGAUGCCAUUUACGUUGUUGGUAAGCGGGCAAAGCUCAUGCAGACGAGGUGCUCCACAAACACUCACGCUAUGCUUACCACACCUUUGUCCUUAAAAUCGGCCCAAGAACAUUGCACUUCAUUUGCAUCAUGUGAGAUCUCUUGCAUCAAUGGGCCAAAUUCCACAGUGAUCAGCGGGUCUCAAGAGGAUCUCAGAGAAUUGCAAAGUAGGCUGGACCUACAGGGCAUCAAAGCCAAGGCCCUAGUAGCUUCUUAUGCUUUCCAUUCUGCUCAGAUGGACCGCAUCCUUUUUCCCUUGCGUGAAAUUAUCCAGUCUGUGUCUUUCUCUGUGCCUACAGUCCCUAUUUUAUCUUCUCUGCUCGGGACGGUCAUCGAGGCUGGAAAUGUGAUUGAACCCGAUUACCUGCUGCGUCAUGUGCGGCGGCCAGUCAACUUUUUGGGGGCUGUGCAAAGUAGAGAAUAUGAUCAAAGCACCACUUGGCUUGAAUGCGGGCCUGAACCUGGAUGUCAAAGUAUGAUCAAAACUUUGACGAACACUGCCCAGACAAACCUCAUGCCAGGUCUGAAAAAGGGCUUGGACUGUUGGAAAUCUCUUUGUGAGAAUCUUGCCACAUUCUAUCUGAAAGGCCAAGAGAUUCGAUGGUCCGCAUUUUAUAAGGAUUCGGAUCCAAAUCUCCGAUUGCUUGACUUACCCCCUUACGCAUUUGACACGCAGAACUUCUACAUUAAUCUGAAAGAGGCCGAUAUUCAGGACACUCCUACAAGAAAGAGGAAACGAACCCAGAAACCACUCAGUACCUGCGUCCAAUUCGUGGAGGAAGAGAACAUAGAUCCUCGUGGAGAUGCCACGAUCAGAUUCGUGUCGGAUCCAAAGCAGGAACAACUCCUGGCAGCUAUUGAGGGCCACUGCGUUCAAGGCCACAGUCUCUGCCCUAGUUCGGUAUACGUCGAUAUGGCCGUGACAUCUGCUAGGCAUCUCUAUUGUAGGAGAAACAACGUGGGAGCUGGGUCUGCCAUUGAAGUGACUGACAUCGAGAUCUUCCGACCACUAGUCGUCUUGUCUGCUGGACCCGAUAUGCAGGUGUCGGUUCAGCCCCGCAUGUCCCUGGGCUAUGGCACAGUGCAUGUAUCUAUCGGAUCGCAGCAAACAAAUGAAACCCUUGUCCAUCACUCUACCUGCAAGGUGCAGUUCAGAGACAACGAAGCUUGGAAAGAUGAAUGGGCUCGUUACGCGGAUAUGAUCACAGCUAGAAUGAAUCAGCUGGUGAGCAUGGAAAGAAAGCAGGAAAUUUGUCGUAUCCCGGGCAAGAUUCUCUAUCAGAUGUAUGCUUCGAUUGUUGACUACAAUGAGAAGUACCGCAGCAUCUCGGAUAUAUAUAUUGACUGUGACCACAAAGAGGCUUGCGGUACAAUCCAUCUUCCUGUCGCGUUAGAGUACGGGAAGUUCACAUGCUGCCCGUAUUCGGUGGAUGGGAUUAUCCACUUUGCUGGAUUCCUGUUGAACAACGGUAUCGGCAGAGUCAAGGACACAGCGUACACUUCAACCGGUUUAGAAAGUAUCCGGAUUCUUCAGGAUCGUCUCACAGCCAAAUCUUAUCAGAUCUACUCUCGCAUGAAAGAGUCUAAGGAAAAAAGCUAUUGGGUCGGCGAUGUUUAUCUUCUCGAUGGUGAGGAAAUUGUUGCGACGUGUUUUGGCCUCAAAUUCCAACAGAUGAAGCUCAGCCUCUUGAACCACCUUCUCGGAGGCUCCAAGUCGUCGAUUGCGAGUUCAUCUGCUGACAUGUUGCUCCGUGUCGCCAAUAUCAUUGCGGAGGAAAUGGGAAUGGAGAUGUCAGAGAUCCCGGAGGAAGCACGUUUUGACGAACUCAGCAUCGAUUCUUACCUCUCGGUCUCGAUAACUGGCAGCGUUCGUAGCAACACUGGCCUCCUGAUUCCCGCAGGUAUGUUUGACGGUAAACCGACUUUGUUCCAGAUUAGGGCGCAUCUUGUCCGGCUGCAACCAUCCCCCAGUUCUGGAGAUAGUACCCCAGUCUCGCUGAGCAUUAUUCCCCCACCAACCAUUGGUGGCUCUGAUGCGAGCAUAUCGAAAUUUGAGUAUUCACGUUGUCGAUGGCGAUCACGAAUCCAUCAUGGGCCCUCCUCCGAUUGA
Molecule: messenger RNA, 5085 nt
Organism: Penicillium soppii
Lineage: Eukaryota; Fungi; Ascomycota; Eurotiomycetes; Eurotiales; Aspergillaceae
Exons: 9
Coding region: 1-5085 (1694 amino acids)
Biological process (GO): fatty acid biosynthetic process; secondary metabolite biosynthetic process
Molecular function (GO): fatty acid synthase activity; 3-oxoacyl-[acyl-carrier-protein] synthase activity
Source: RefSeq, a predicted model, not a curated record